AUGAAAACAAUAUUUCCAAAAAUUCUAUUUAAUUCUUAUAAAGGUUAAAACGGCAGAAUGUGUAUAAUAGGAGGUUCAUUAGACUACACAAGUGCUCCCUUUUACUCUGCAAUUUCGCAAUUAAAAGGCGGAGCAGAUUUAGCUCAUAUAAUAUGUACUAAAUAAGCAGCGAUUCCCAUUAAAUCAUAUUCCCCUGAGAUUAUAGUACAUCCAUAUAUAAACGCAUUAAAUGAAUAGGAUAAUAAAUACUAUGAUGAAUAACAAAAAAUAGGUGAUUCUUUAAAUAAAAUAACUGAUUGGGUUUCCGCUUUUACAAGUUUUGUUAUUGGUCCUGGCUUAGGGCGGGAUGUGUGGAUUUAGGAGAUUUUAGGGGAGGUAUUUGAGACUAUAAUUAAGAAAUAGAUAAUUGUUUUAGAUGCAGAUGGAAUGAUAGAUGUAGUCACUAACGGAAAAAAAGCCUAUGUGCUGCUGGAAUAAAGUAGUUUUAAAAGAUGUGGGGGAAUCGGCGAUAUUUUAUGCGGUUUAACUGGUCUUUAUUGCUAUUUAGCCUUCAGGUAGUCAAUUGAAAAAUCCGUUUCAUUGAAAUAGGAAGAUGUUAUAUUACUUGGGUGUGUGUAUAGUGGAUGUAUUACUAGAAAAGCAAGCUAAAUGGCCUUUGCGAAGUAUAAUUUUUCUCUUACAGCACCUAAUAUUAUUGAGUUUAUUGGAUAGUGUCAUGUUACAGUUUAGGAUUUCCAUAUUUUAAUAUGA
Ichthyophthirius multifiliis is the source of this 750-nucleotide messenger RNA. RefSeq lists its product as hypothetical. Lineage: Eukaryota; Ciliophora; Oligohymenophorea; Hymenostomatida. Gene Ontology annotation, biological process: metabolite repair. The transcript has 3 exons. The record is from RefSeq and is a predicted model, not a curated record. Gene Ontology annotation, molecular function: ATP-dependent NAD(P)H-hydrate dehydratase activity.